AUGGCAUCUAUGAGUCCUGCUCUCCUCCUUCCUAAGCACAGCACGCAGCUUUUUCGACGAUGCGAGGGUCUGACAUCCUUCCGGUUGUACAUAAGACAUUACGGGACGCCUCAGUCUCCUGCACAGAAGCGGAAGAAGGUGUGGACAUCCGCAGAUGCUGCUGUGCAAGAUGUCAAGUCGGGGGACAUCGUACUGAGUGGAGGGUUCGGCUUGUGUGGUACUCCUGAGACUUUGAUCACUGCCCUUUCACGACGAAAGGGCGUCCACGGUUUGACUGCUGUGUCAAAUAAUGCUGGUUCCAGUGAUUUGGGUCUGGUCAAACUAAUGAAGAGCGGCCAGCUUGACAAGCUCAUAAUCUCAUACCUUGGCGGAAACAAGUACCUUGAGCAGAUGUAUCUCGAUGGAAAGAUGUCCCUCGAACUGGUACCGCAAGGUACCCUCGUUGAACGGAUGCGCGCGCACGGCGCAGGCAUUCCCGCCUUCUUCACACCCACAGGUGCCUCGACGACCGUUGAAACUGGUGGUAUCCCCAUCCGAUACAAAGUAGGCGGCUUCAAAGAAGGUAUCUUGAUCCCUGGAAAUAAAAAGGAAUAUCGAGAGUUCAACGGAAAGCGGUACAUUAUGGAGCCAGCCAUCGCUGGCGACGUUGCGUUCGUCCACGCCUGGAAGGCAGACGAGGCAGGUAACCUCAUAUUCCGAAAUGUUGCAAACAACUACAAUAAUGUCAUGGCAAGGGGUGCGCGGUUGGUAAUCGCAGAGGCAGAGGAGAUUGUCCCCGUCGGAUCAUUAUCCCCAAACUCUGUCCACGUCCCAGGGAUAUUUGUUGACCGGGUUGUGCAAGCUACAGAACCGAAAGGGACUGGUGGAGGCCCCUCACCUGAGGAACUAUUGGAAAAGAGCACACGGCGCAGAAUGGCAAAGCGUGCAGCACAAGAGCUCAGUGACGGUUUUUAUGUGAACCUUGGUGUUGGCAUUCCCACUCUCGUUACGGAAUAUCUACGACCGGGCGUCAAGAUCUGGCUGCAGAGUGAAAAUGGCAUUCUGGGAAUGGGUCCAUUCCCCACCGAGGACCAAGUUGAUCCAGAUAUCACAAAUGCCGGAAAGGAAACGACUACCUUGCUACCGGGCGCUUCGAUUUUCGAUUCAGCUGAUUCGUUUGGUAUGAUUCGGGGCGGUCACAUGGACGUUGCCAUCCUUGGUGCUAUGCAAGUAUCGCAGGCUGGCGAUAUCGCAAACUUCAUGAUUCCAGGCAAGCUUGUAAAGGGCAUUGGUGGAGCCAUGGACCUCGUGUCAAAUCCUGACAAGACAAAGGUCAUCGUGACCAUGGAACACUGUGCUAAGGAUGGAAGUCCAAAAAUCAUGCAGGAGUGUUCUUUGCCACUGACUGGUACGCGGGCGGUCAGCCAGAUUAUUACGGACCUCGCUGUGUUCAACGUUGAUCGGUCUGGUGGCUUCUUGACGCUCAUGGAGUUGGCCAAGGGUGUGACUGUGGAGGAGGUACAAGCCAAGACAGCCUGCGACUUCAAGGUCUCCGACAACCUUGGAGAGAUGUGA
Molecule: messenger RNA, 1554 nt
Organism: Suillus paluster
Lineage: Eukaryota; Fungi; Basidiomycota; Agaricomycetes; Boletales; Suillaceae
Exons: 11
Coding region: 1-1554 (517 amino acids)
Biological process (GO): ketone body catabolic process
Molecular function (GO): succinyl-CoA:3-oxo-acid CoA-transferase activity
Source: RefSeq, a predicted model, not a curated record